This is a messenger RNA of Aspergillus ruber CBS 135680, 1970 nucleotides long. RefSeq names its product pepsin-like aspartic protease. The record is from RefSeq and is a predicted model, not a curated record. The transcript has a single exon. Gene Ontology annotation, molecular function: aspartic-type endopeptidase activity. The coding region runs from base 279 to 1760 and encodes 493 amino acids. Gene Ontology annotation, biological process: proteolysis. Lineage: Eukaryota; Fungi; Ascomycota; Eurotiomycetes; Eurotiales; Aspergillaceae.
UGUAUAUAUUCCUUUCUUUUGCGAUUUGUCUGUUUCAAUCCUUCUUCUAUUCGCUAUUUUGCAUCUCACUCUCAUUCGCUUUUCUGUGUUUCAGUUUGAUUUCUUUCUUUCUCUCUUUUGUUGUUUGUCGAUCAUUUAUCCCAAGUCGCCUGUAUUAAACGUCCUGAGCCUGUUAUAACGAGGCUGGCCUCUGGCUCUCGUCGCUCAUCCCUCGUUCCCAAUGCCUUGCUGAAUCUAUAUAUUGUCGUGCAUAGAUUACUGUUUGUUAUACCAGCGCCAUGCGUCUCACGACAUCCCUCCUCGCCGCCGCUUCCCUUUCCUCCUCCGUCACGGCCUUCUACCCCUACCAACUCAACACGGAAGUCUCCAUCGGCAAUUCUCUUCUGUCAGGCCUCCGUCGCCGCUUCAUGCCAUGGAAACUCCAACAAGAUGACUCGGAAGACUCAGACUCCCAGGGGUCAUCCAACCCUCUAACCCUCGACCUCCAAAAACUCCCUGUCCGCCGCGACAACAACUACAAAGUUGUCACAUCCGACCCCCCGUCCCAAUCCAACAGCGCCGCCAUCGACCAAGACGGAAACGAUUUUUCAUACUUUGCCGUGGUGCAGGUCGGCUCGCAGAAGCAGAAGAUGCGGAUGUUACUGGACACAGGGGGAAGUGACAGCUGGGUGUUUUCCUCGGACUGCUCGAGCACAGCUUGCAAGCAGCAUGAUAGCUUUGGGGAGGAUGCUUCGGAUACUCUGCAGAUAACGAAUACAGCGUGGACGGUGCAGUAUGGGACGGGUACGGUGAACGGUCUCGUUGGAUGGGAUACUAUCACCAUCGCGGACUUGACGGUCAACAUGACCUUUGGGUUGGCAUCAAAGGCGUCGGAUGAUUUUCUGUCGUAUCCAAUGGAUGGCCUGCUGGGCUUGAGUCGGUCGAAUGACACUGGUUUCGGGACUCCCACGUUUAUGGACUUUGUGCAAAAGGGGAACAUGCUGGGUUCCAACAUUGUCGGGUUCAGUCUCUCCCGGGGGUCUGAUGAUGACCAGGAUGGAACUGUUACCUUUGGCGGUGUCGAUGAGUCCAAGCUGGACGGCAACAUCACCUACACCGACACCAUUUCCUCGAGCAACCGCUGGGAAAUCCCUGUCGACGACGUUACCGUCGACGGCCAGGCCUGUAACUUCACCGGAAAGGGUGCCAUACUUGACACGGGCACAUCGUACAUGAUGCUUCCUCCUGACGAUGCUAAGGCGGUCCACUCCCUCAUUCCUGGUGCCACAUCGUCCGGCAAAAACUUUGUUCUCCCCUGCGACUCGGAUGCUGAAAUUCGCAUCACAUUCUCGGGCGUUAGCUAUAACAUCUCCCCUAAAGACUACGUUGGACAGAAAGCCGGCGAUAACUGCGUCUCCACCAUUGUCGGGUACCAGUCCUUUGGCGAUGAUGAGUGGCUUGUGGGUGAUGUCUUUUUGAAGAAUGUCUACUCUAUCUUCGACUACGAUAACAACCGCAUCGGACUCGGUGGUAAAAAGGGCGAGACGGCGCCUGUUGUCACUUCCGAGGAAGAUGCGGAGGAAGCCGAUAGUGUCGAGGGUUCAGAUGCAGGUAGCGAGGCUGAGACUGCCGCGUCAUCUGGGUCUGGUUCUGAUGAUGCUCCUAGCAGUACUUCGUCGGCUAGUGCUGCUAGCUUGACAGAUGCUGAUUCUGCUGCUGUGGCCACAGCCCCACGCUUCGGUUGGCCGAUUUUGCUGGUGGCUUGCAUGUUCUGGGUGUAAUCCCGAACACCUCUCGUUUGCAUCCGGUACACGGGGAUGCUUUUCUUUCUUCAAUUGUCUUUAUACUAUCGUUUAUCUGUACAGGGGCAUACCCAUACAUUCAUCGUACAUGUUAUAUACAUUCGUUUAUUUCGUUUGCACCUGACAAACGCGUUUCUCAAGUGGAUAUACAUCAUCAAAAUAUAUACAUUGAAGGUCCAUCAUUCAUUA